ACCACAGAGGUUUUCUUUUAAUUUUUUUUUUUUUAAAUUACAGUUUCCUCUGCUUUGUGCUUGCGCCCCGGGACAAAUCGCGAAGGAGUAAAAAAAAAAAAGGAAAAGCGCUUCGCUUCCGAGCAUCAGUUCUUAGGAUCGUAGAUCUGAACGUGUUUAAUCGAUUGGGAUUGAAUUAAUUGCGUUCGAUCGAUUGGGAUAUACGUGAGGCAAGGUGGAAAAGAAGGAUCUAAUGGCCGCACACAAGAUUGCUCAUGCCACCCUGAAGGGGCCCAGCGUCGUGAAGGAGAUCUGCAUCGGACUAACGCUAGGGCUUUUCGCAGGCAGCCUGUGGAAGAUGCAUCACUGGAACGAACAGAGGAAGACGAGGGCUUUCUAUGAUAUGCUGGAAAAGGGCGAGAUCAGUGUCGUUGUUGCCGAAGAAUAAAAUAAUUCUUUCUUCUAUGUGACAUUCUCCCUGUUUAGAAUCCAUGCAAGGGUCAGUUGGAAUUUCAUCAGUUUGUAAUAAGCUUAGACAUUUUCACGUGCACAAAUUGCUCAUUUUUCAUUGAUGAUUCGCUCGUUGUAUGUAGUUCUAUCAAUGCAUAAUUUUUGGAAUGUGGGCUUGUUUUGGUUUUAAACUUGUGAAGAAGAGAAUCGGGUGAAUCAUUCAAUUGU
This is a messenger RNA of Ananas comosus (pineapple), 657 nucleotides long. Its product is annotated as cytochrome c oxidase subunit 5C. The transcript has 3 exons. The record is from RefSeq and is a predicted model, not a curated record. The coding region runs from base 233 to 427 and encodes 64 amino acids. NCBI's taxonomy places the organism in Eukaryota, Viridiplantae, Streptophyta, Magnoliopsida, Poales, Bromeliaceae.